AAAUAUAUCUGUUUUACUCCUUAAAUUGCAAAGUUACGAUUGUUCAACCCAGAACCAAAAUUUUGAACAAAGUGACUGUGAAAUCUGAGUUGUGCUUUCCAUAAAACGGAACUCUCUUCGACUUCCCCCUCACGGCGAGUUACACAACCUAACGGUUACGACAACUAAACACAAAAUCCCUAAUCCUCUCUCGAUCAGCGGAAGAUUCUGAAUUUUUGCAGUAAAGAUGGCGAAUGUUUGUGAGACAUGUGGGGACGAAGGUUGGGUAGAAGCGCUCGUUUUCUGUGACUCUUGUAAAGUGGCUGCUGUGCAUCGCUAUUGUUGUGGCAUAACACCGGUUCCUAUAGAUGGCUACGUGACUUGGUUCUGUUCCGACUGUGAUGAGAGUGACUCUACCUCUGAUUCCACACAAGUCGAGCUUGAAGAUAAUAGCAAUCUUGAGGUGUCUUCUUCACCACCAUUACCAAUGGAGGAGACUGGGACAACUAGUGAUAUCCCUGGUAGCACCAAAUCUAACGAAAAGAAGAAAAAGACUAAGAGGAAGAAGAAAAGAAAAAUCAUUUCUCAGUCCGUGCCAGAUGCCACAGUUGUUGAGAACAUGGAGGUGUCUACUAAGAAGCAAGAUGGCUCAGAGAAUGGAAAAUCUGAUGAACUGAACGGUUCAGACAAGAGUGGAAAGAAAAAAAAGAAGAAGAAGAGAGACAGGGGAGAAGAGAAGAAGAACGAAGAAAGCAGCAAACACUUCUCCCCGGUUCCAGAGGCUGAGGGACAUGGGCUCCAGGAAACUAUUACUAGUGUUGAACCUAUGAAGGAGUCUAAGAAGCGAAAGUGCUCAGAAAGCAAAGAAUCUGAGGAACUGAAUGUUUUAGCAGGAAAUCAAGUAUCUGCUAAGAAGCAAGAUGGCUCAGAGAAUGGAAAAUCUGAUGAAUUGAAUGGUUCAGACAAGAGUGGAACGAAAAAGAAGAUGAAAAAGAAGAAGAAAAAGAAGAGUAGCAAAGAAAGCAGCAAUCAUACGUCACCGGUUCUAAAGGCUGUGGACUGUGGACAUCAGGAUACUACCAGUGUUGAAGCUUUGAAGGAGUCUAAGAAGCACAAAACAUCAGUUAGCAGAGACUCUGAUGAAUUGGUUGGUUCAGUAAGGAAUGCAAUAUCUGUCCUGGAGAAGAGGAAGACGAACGAAGAGAGCAGCAAUCACACUGCACCGGUUUUAGCUGCUAAAGACAAUGUUGAACCGGCAAAGGCGCAAGAAAGCUCAGCUAGCAGGAGACUUAAUGAAUUGGCUGGUUUAGAGACAAAUGGAGCAUCCGUCUCUGAAGGUGGUAAUUCAACUAACGUGCCAGAUCACACCUCUUGUACCACCAGCAAAAAGAGAAAAUUAAGUUCUGACAACAUGCAAGUUACUAGUGUAAAUAUGGAGUUACCUACUAAUAACAGCUCUUGCAAAGAAGCUGAAUCAAAUAUGCCUCAGAUAAACGAGUUGAUACCUGCACUGAACAAUGGUAGAGCACAACCAAUCUGGCCACCUAAGUGGAGUGGGUCGGUAACUGUAAAACAAGGAAACGUUUGUAGCAUUCAUGGACUUGUUGCUCAUGUAUCAACAUUAGCGAGCCCUCUAGUCUAUGAGAAAGCACGUUCGUUACCCACUCGCCUAUCUGCUGAAAUGUUUCCUAGGUCUGAAAUAUGGCCACCGAGCUUUCUCAAGAACGGACAACCUGCAGAUGAGAGUAUCGCGCUUUACUUCUUCCCUUCCCCUGAUAGUAACGGUGAAAAGGGUUACUAUUCCCUUGUUGAUGAAAUGAAGAAGAAAGAUUUGGCGAUGAGAUGCUUGCUUGACGAUGUGGAACUUCUACUUUUCACCUCUUAUCAGUUACCACCGCCUUUGAGGAUGUUUCGCUCAAAGGAGUACCUGUGGGGCAUUUUCAGACGCGGAAAGACUUCUCGACUUUAGCCACUAGUCUCGACUACUCUUGACCGUUUCUGCAUAGGAGAGCAAUGUUUUUAACACAUCUAGUUGUUUAGUUGUCGAAAUUUCUAAUAGUUGGCCAGAGAUCUUGUACAAAAUCUACACGAGAUGGCAUUGGUUCCUUUGCUGAUUAGAUUCUCAAUAGACAGAACUGAGAAAUUCUCAAGACAAGUUGAAAAAAAAAGUAAAUUGUCUUUUUUAUCAACCGGACAACUAUGAAAGUUAUGAUAUGUUGACAUGUU
Molecule: messenger RNA, 2205 nt
Organism: Raphanus sativus (radish)
Lineage: Eukaryota; Viridiplantae; Streptophyta; Magnoliopsida; Brassicales; Brassicaceae
Exons: 6
Coding region: 227-1948 (573 amino acids)
Source: RefSeq, a predicted model, not a curated record